Prorocentrum cordatum is the source of this 3594-nucleotide messenger RNA. The record is from the annotation of a GenBank genome assembly. Lineage: Eukaryota; Dinophyceae; Prorocentrales; Prorocentraceae.
AUGGUCGCUGCGAGUGAAUUGGCCAGCGGUGCCGCAGAGAACGUGAUCACUAAGUCGACUCGUGGGGAGCAGGUUGAAAUUGGCCAGCUUUACAACGCCCGCACUGGCGGGAUCAUCCCAAGCAUCUCCCUUUGGCGCCUCGACGACAUCAAGGCGGGGCAGGAGGUCGUUUCAUGCCCAGACACGACCUUCGACUUCACCACCAGCAUGAAGGACCUCCGGAAGCACCACAACCUCGACGCCGAAGGCUCCGUGGAGAUCGACUUCGGCAUCUUCGCGCUCAGCGGGUCCGCCCAGUACCUGAAGAACACGCAGCACCACGAGCACGAAGCCCGCGUGGACGUGUCCUGCACCGUUGUCAAGCAUAGAAGGUACAUGCCAAUGGAGCUCUUGAAAAACAUGAAGUUUCAAAAUUUCCUCGACGACCCUCGCCUGAGCAUGGAUUGGGAGGAGGGCGAGGAAGAAGACUUCGAGGGCACCGAUAUCAGUGUCCGCGGCGCCAUCAAGGAAACCGUCGGCACCAUCGAGGGCGCGGCUCGGGUCGGCAAGGAGUUGCCCACAAAGUUGAGUGAGCUGAACAAUUCGCUCAAGAUGGUGCUCCUCCCCCUGUCCUUCGUCGACUCCGAGGCCCGCCGCGUCGUGACGCGGCUCGACGCGCGCACCAUGGAGGACGUAUCUGCUGCUCUGGAGACUGCAGAGGGCGUUCACUUGUCUGCUGAGUCCUUGUGCGUCGCAGUGAAUGCGUUCCCAUGUGUAGAGACCCAGCGCAAAAACUUCGCCACCGCCUUUAAUUCCUGCAUCAUUACCUUCCGCACUGCCGUGCGUGGCUUGGUGCCGAAGCUCAGGGACGGGGAUAGCAGCACCACCGACGAGGACACCCUUGAGCUCCAGCACGCCGUGGAUCGCAUGACGCGCCAGACGAAGCUUGCCAUUAAGUACGUGGAGCUGAAGAAUCAGGAGUCCGCUGUGCUGGCUUCCACUGUCAAUUUCCUGUUGGAGACCGGCUUUGCCAACUACAUGGACCCCGUGGCCAAGGUCCAGCCCGCCAUCGGCAGCAGCAAGCCGCGCAUCUUGCUCUCCCUGGCCGGAAAGGACAUCAACAACCCGUGCCACAAAUUGGAGACAUCGUUGACAUGCGACGCCGUCGCCGUCGACGGCGAUUCGGUCGAGAACAAGGCGGCCAGCUUCGACGCUGAGUAUGGGGUUGGGAUCGUGAACAAGGGAAUCCCCUUCUGGUCGACGGACGAGAAGAUGAAAAAGACAGAGGUCGGCGACUUGGUGCUCUUCUUGGAUGGCAGGGUCCGCAUAAUCUCCAAGUUAUUCCCCGGCCCCCCAGACAACGUCAAGCUGCGGUGCAACGAGCAGACCAUGCAUGUCCAGUGGGAGUGGCUGCAGCAGGACUCGAUGCCCCCCCGCAGCUUUCGCGUGCUCUGGCGGCCCCGCCCAAACGCCGACUUGGACACCUUCGAUCAGAGCGUCGACGAAUACGCGGCGUUCGAGUGGAAGGAUGCGCCUGCGGGAGUGCCUUACGAGUGCGUGCCGGGGGCGCAGGGGGGCGCUUACCGCUGCGAACUCGGCCCCCUGGGUCCAAAUACGGACUUCGAGGUGUGCGUGCAGACGUGCUCCGACGUUGGCUUCUCGGCGCGCUCCCCUCCGAACGUCAAGCGGACGGGCAAGCUGCCCAGUGCCGCCAGGGACAUAAUCGCUUUUUACCAUGAGAAUAUGGCCCGGCUCGAGUUGACCGGGGCCGGGGGAUGGAUUGACAAGGUCGGCGGCAAGAAGCCUUGGGAGUCUACGGAGGAUUCGCUCUUCCUUGGCUCGUGUACCGUUGCAAGGAGAGCGCGCGAGAGCGGCAAGUUCGCAGGAAAACUGGCUGCCAUCAUGGCCGACGUUGCGUCCGACUUCAAGCCCGAGAUCACUCUGGGCCCCGAGCAGGAGGCGCGGGCGCUCGUCCUCAUGUUUGCUGGCCCCACGGGGGCCGGGAAAUCAACGGAGAUCAACGCGUUCGUCUCGUUCUUGUUGGGCGGCGACCUCGCGGACACCCACCGCAUCAUGCUGAUCGAUGACCGCGCUGCCGACCCGACGCAAUCCGUCACCCAGCGCAUCACCGUGUACCGAUUGCGGCCCCUCGGGCCCCGAUUCCAGGGCCAUGCGCUGUACAUUGUGGACACGCCUGGCUAUGGCGAUUGCAGGGGGCACGAGGCGGAUAACUUCACUACCGCCGCCAUGGCAGAGUUGUUCAAGAUGAUCGAGCACGUCAACGCCGCAGUCUUCACCUGCAAGGCGAACGAGGGUAAGACGAGCCCGAGCAUGGUUGCCGUGGCAACGCACAUCUUCCAGCUCUUCAGCAAGGAUGUGCAUGGGUGCCUCCGUGCCGUUCUCACGCACGCUGAUGCGGGAGCACCCCAGGCCGUCGCCAAUCUCAAAGCGCUUGGUUGGCCCGUGGACAAAGGCUACGCUCAAGUAAACAACUCUGCUUUCCGAGCCCAGUCCACAACCGACGCCAACGUGCGCGACUGGUGGAAAAUGUCAAUGUCGGGCCAGAAGCGCGCGUUGGACAUGUUGCUGCGCAUGGAGCCGGUGUCUACGCGCAAGAGCACGCAGGUAACCACGAAACGCAUGACGCUGGAGGAACGGUGCGAGCUCGCUGAGAAGAAGAUCUUCCGCACGGCCCAGGAGACCCAGAGCCUCCUCGCCAACCUGCGGGCGAUCGCAGAGGCGGUGGGCGCCAGCCCGGGCGAAACGGUGAGGGUCAGCACUGUCAUCGUCAGGGAAGAGCCGGUUCCUGAUGGGGACAAGACUACCCUCUGCUUGGAAUGCCACGUAACUUGCCACGAAAUUUGCGCUUUCGAUGACGGCGAGAAGCAUCAAUGCAUCGCAAUGGACGAGAGUGGGCAUUGUAAGAUACGCCCUAAGAAAUGCCACUAUUCCAAGCACAGGAACGCUAUGUUCAUCUUGCGACCGGAGACGCAGUGGGAGGACAUCGUGCCUGAGGAUUUGAUCAAUCGCUGGAACAAGAACAACAACUCCAUCGAGGGCGCCGUGCUCGGCGCCAUGGACAAGUACCUUGCCCUGCAGGACGAGCUCGCCGAUGACAUCAGGGCCCUGGCCGCGCUCGCGGAUGAGCUUCACAAGACAGCUCUCUUGCACGACCCCGAGCGGUUCCUCAAAUAUUUGGACACGCUCAUCGCGUCCGCUAAGGCACGGGGCGCCAGCAGCGAGCAGUUGCAGGCGCUCAUGUCCGCCAAGAAUACAAUGAAGAUCGCCGCUCGAGCGGCGUCAGCGGAGGGCUAUGCGAAUGCGGAGCCCGAGCUGCUCGCGCGGGUCACGAGGAACGUCCGCGGCGAGAUGAAAAGGCGCACUCAGAUGGGGGCCCGGGCGCGCGCCAAGGAGGAGGGGCAGCCCUGCGAUAUCUACAACAAGAUCUACAAGAGCCUCCCCGCGCCGAUUCGAGAGAAAGCCCCCGGGCCGGUUGCAGAGGCCGGGUGGGUCGGGAAGGGCGCAAAGUGGCCGGAGAACUUGAAGGCGAUCGUCAAACUCAUGGACGUCAUUCUCCAGACCGGCUGCGUAAUGGGCACUGUGACAGCGGACUGA